Molecule: messenger RNA, 744 nt
Organism: Soboliphyme baturini
Lineage: Eukaryota; Metazoa; Nematoda; Enoplea; Dioctophymatida; Soboliphymatidae
Source: the annotation of a GenBank genome assembly
CUGCGCAUCGGUGUCUUCUGUUGAUCAAGAUGAGGACGAUGUAUGCAUGAUUUGUUUCUGGGAGCGGCUGAGCGCUGCUCCGUCUAUCCGGCUUUCUUGCGGUCAUGUGUUUCAUUACCACUGCUGCCAGAAUUCGCUGAAAAACAAAUGGUAUGGUCCAAGAAUAUCAUUCAACUUCAUGACCUGUCCACUAUGUCGCAAGACGAUAGAUCACCAGCUGUUGAAAAGUUUGUUGACGCCUUUCACUGCCUUACAGGCCGAAAUUCAAGAGAAAGCUCUAAUGCGUUUGGAUUAUGAAGGCAUGAGAAACUGUCCCGAAAUUACGGAUCCUCACAGCCGGUUUUAUAACGACGCCACAGCAUUUGCCAUGGAAAAGUAUGCUUAUUUUCAGUGCUACAAAUGUCAGAAGUCGUAUUUCGGAGGAACGGCUGAGUGCCAGGCUGCUCAGGCGUCUUCUGACUACGAUCCAACAGAGCUGCACGGCGCCGAAUAUUUGCAGUACAAAUGCCGCUACUGCUGCUCGAUUGCCGUGUUUUUCUGCUUUGGAACGACGCACUUUUGUGCUCGAUGCCACGAUCACUACGGUGAACUAGCCGAAGCCCAGCUUAGCAAGUUGCCUCAGUGUCCGACCGGUUCCAUGGGGCAACGCCUUCCUUCCUGUCCCCUCAAAGUGGUUCAUCCUCCUAGCGGAAUCGAAUUUCCUUUAGGCUGUUCGUUGUGCACUUACACGAAGGACUUCUGAUG